This is a messenger RNA of Talaromyces rugulosus, 2793 nucleotides long. RefSeq lists its product as uncharacterized. Gene Ontology annotation, cellular component: mitochondrion; cytoplasm. Gene Ontology annotation, biological process: mitochondrial lysyl-tRNA aminoacylation. The transcript has 8 exons. The record is from RefSeq and is a predicted model, not a curated record. NCBI's taxonomy places the organism in Eukaryota, Fungi, Ascomycota, Eurotiomycetes, Eurotiales, Trichocomaceae. The coding region runs from base 1 to 2793 and encodes 930 amino acids. Gene Ontology annotation, molecular function: tRNA binding; lysine-tRNA ligase activity; ATP binding.
AUGCUGUCGAUUGCGCCCAACAGGGCCUCGCGGAGUCUGCUGGCCAGACUGUCAGUAGAAUGUAGAUUACCUGGCUAUUCACCUGCCUCUCGGAUACCCAAGAGCGGUCUUCCUGUAUACAAUUUUGUCGCUGGCAGUGCUCCCCGAUGUAGUAGCACAAAGUCAACGCCGCAAAGUGCUUUUGCGAGUCGUUUGCAAGGAGUUCAGGCAGCAGUCCCCGACCCGUAUCCACGCCUAGAGAACCACCCAGGGAGAAUCAACAUAGCGGAUUUCCGCUCGCGAUACGACUACCUGGAGUCAGAUCAAGUAGUGGAGGACACUGUUGUGGUUCAGGGCAGAAUACGAUCGUAUAGGCUUGCUGGAAGCAAGUUGAUUUUUUUUGAUAUCAUCCAGAAUGGCUCCAAACUACAAGCCAUGUGCAACCUGCGCCAGCUGGCUGAUAUAACGCCGGCCAAGUUCAAACAGUUUUAUCGCCUUCUCCGUCGUGGAGAUUCUUUUUCCGUAAUCGGGCAACCACAUCGGACUGGUCGUGGUGAGCUCACAGUACAAGUCACAGAGCUGCCAAAAAUGCUAUCGCCAACUUUACACGAUGUUCCUGUUGAUACCAAAGAACAUGGUACCUCUGCGUUUCCCCGACACGUCCAAUACCUCGCCGACAAACGUACGUGGGACGUAUUGCGGCUCAGAUCUGCUAUCAUACAGCAUGUGCGCCAGUUCUUCAUCGACCGCGCCUUUAUGGAAGUGAAUACCCCUAUCAUCGCAGGCGAAGCUGGGGGCGCCACGGCACGGCCUUUUGUGACGACGGCCAACGAGUUUCCAGACAAACAACUUUCCUUGAGGAUUGCGCCAGAGCUGUGGCUGAAAAGGCUCGUAGUCGGCGGGUUUGAUAAGGUGUUUGAAAUCGGGUCGUCUUUCCGUAAUGAAGGUAUCGACAAGUCUCAUAACCCGGAAUUCAUGACCUGCGAGUUUUACCAGGCGUAUGCCAAUCUCGAAGACAUAAUGUCAUUGACCGAGGAUUUCUUGUCUGGUCUCGCGUUAAAUGUCCAGCAACACAAAGAACGCAUAGAAUCAGACAUCUCCAAUCCAGACGUGGAUUUCUCAUCUCCUUUCCGUCGGAUAGAUUUUCUUCCAGACAUCGAGGCCGCCAUCGGCCGCAGCCUGCCGGAUCUGUCUGCGUCAACAGCAGAAGAAGAUAUCAAGACGCUGUUUAACGAGCUCUCGAUUCCCCUGCCAGACCUCCCUACUCUUCCACGAUUGAUGGACAAGCUAUGCGCCACUUAUCUCGAACCGCAAUGCCAAAACCCUACGUUCAUCACCAACCCGCCAGAAUGUCUUUCUCCUCUGUCCAAGUCUUUUGUGCAUCCCUCUUGCAGCCAGAAAGUUGCUGCUCGCUGUGAACUCUUUAUAAAAGGAAGUGAAUACGUCAAUGCAUACGAGGAGGAGAACUCUCCGUGGGAGCAGCGGCGCAAAUUCCAAGACCAGGUCGCGUACAAUGUGCAUACACAUGAAUGGGGCGAGGUCGAUGAAAGUUACCUGCAAGCUCUGGAAUGGGGUCUUCCACCGACGGGGGGCUGGGGUUGUGGCAUCGAGAGGCUUGUGAUGCUGUUCACGGACUCUAAGAGAAUCGAGGACGUGCUGCCUUUUGGGACGCUGAGGACGGUGUCUAGGCGAUUCGAUGCUCCUCCGAUCAUGACCGAGACGCGGGUGGUUCAGGCCGACCCUGUAGUGGUUAGUUUGCAGGACCUGAUUACAGGAGCUGUCUCUUUUGAAACAUUGACCGGGGCUUUUGGACCUUCAUCUUUGGGAAUAAUUAUCGUCAAGGACUUGCCAGCCAAGUUCAAAGAUCUGCGAGCCCGUGUUCUCUCGAAUUCAUCCCAUCUGGCCGCUUUAUCUGAGCACGAACUAAAAAACCUGGAAAGCCCAGAAUCAAAAUACCUCGUUGGCUGGUCGUGCGGCAAAGAAACACUUCGCUCCGGCCACUUUGACACCCUCAAAGGCUCGUACUAUAUCAACUGCGCAUUUUACCAAAACAGCGAACUACAAAAUGCCCCCGCAGACGAUUUCCCAGAUUUCCCACAGUACACGGCACCUAAUAUAUGGCCGCCACCGGAAAAAUUUGAUUCGUUUCGUACGAAUGUGCAAGAUUUGUGCUCGCUCAUCAUCGACACGGCGGGCCUUGUCGCGCGAGCAUGCGAUCGAUAUGCGCUGGCCAAUAUUGAUGGCUACCAGGAGGGCUAUCUGGAGCAUGUAGUCAAGACGAGUCUCACCACAAAGGCGCGUCUGCUGCACUACUUUCCUGCCGAUGAUUCCUCCUCUGCUACUAUUACUACUACCGAUCAAGGAGAUGAGACCAAAAACGAGCAGCAAGAAGACGACUGGUGCGCCACGCACGUCGACCACGGCUGUCUCACUGGCCUCACAUCUGCCAUGUUCGUCGAUGAAGCAGCCAACCCUCCCAAGAACUCUGAUUCCACAAGCCCGCUUCCGGAGCUCCCUUCAUCUCCCGACCCGCAAGCUGGCCUAUACAUUCGAUCACGUACAGGGGAAAUCGUCAAGGUGAAUAUCCCCAAGGAUUGUCUUGCUUUCCAGACCGGUGAGGCUUUGGAAUUGAUCACUCAAGGAAAAUUUCGAGCCGUGCCGCAUUUUGUGCGUGGAGCCAAAACAACAACGGCGACAGGGAAGAUUGCCAGGAAUACGUUGGCGGUUUUCACGCAGCCGAAUCUGAACGAGGAGGUUCAGGCGGGCAAGACUUUUGCUGAUUUUGCGAGAGAGGUUGUUGAAAGGACUUACUAG